AUGGGAAGCACGGCUGGUUCGAGCAAAGACGAGUCCGAGGACACGUGCGUCAUAUGCCUUUCUUCCGUCACUGAGAGGGCCAUUACGGUUCCAUGCAAUCACUACACUUUUGACUUUGUCUGUCUGGUGAGCUGGCUACAGGAGCGCUCUACUUGCCCGCUAUGUAAAACGCAGAUAACUGCUGUCCAGUACGACUGGCAAUCCCCUACCGAUUACAAGUCCUAUACGAUCCUGCGAACUCAUGUACCCACCAGUACGCCGAGUACUGCUAAUACCAGUCGUGCAUCCCUUUUCGCUCCAUACGGACUUCCAGGCAGACUACGAGGAGCCCACCGUUCUUAUUCUCCUCCAGUCGAAGAUGUGGCGCUUCGCAGACGGCGCACUGUGUACCAGCAGAAGUUGCACUCUCUCCAUGUGGGAAGCAAUCCGUAUUCUGGCUACCGUGACCUGACGCCCCACAUGAUCGCAAACUCGCCCGACCUCCAAUCACGUGCGCGUGCCUGGAUACGGCGUGAAUUGCGCGUCUUCACCUUUCUCUACACCGACACCGAGGCCGUGUCAUCUGGAGGUGCAACGACAAGCGGCAACGCGGAGUUCCUUCUCUCCUACAUUGUGUCCAUCCUGAAAAUGGUGGACCUGAGGGCAAGCAAUGGACACGCGGAGACUCUCUUAUCUGAGUUCCUCGGAAGAGAAAAUGCGACACUCUUCCUACAUGAGCUCAAUUCUUGGCUGAGAAGUCCAUACAAGAAGGUUGAAGAGUGGGACAAAGAAGUGCAAUACAGGCACAAUCUAGAAUCAAUCUGUAGCGGGGAUGGAGUAUGA
Molecule: messenger RNA, 822 nt
Organism: Plenodomus lingam JN3
Lineage: Eukaryota; Fungi; Ascomycota; Dothideomycetes; Pleosporales; Leptosphaeriaceae
Biological process (GO): protein polyubiquitination; protein monoubiquitination
Molecular function (GO): ubiquitin protein ligase activity
Source: RefSeq, a predicted model, not a curated record